This is a messenger RNA of Cylas formicarius (sweet potato weevil), 1594 nucleotides long. RefSeq lists its product as uncharacterized. Gene Ontology annotation, biological process: signal transduction; phosphatidylinositol phosphate biosynthetic process; inositol metabolic process. Bases 341 to 1201 code for a protein of 286 amino acids. Lineage: Eukaryota; Metazoa; Arthropoda; Insecta; Coleoptera; Brentidae. Gene Ontology annotation, molecular function: inositol monophosphate 1-phosphatase activity. The record is from RefSeq and is a predicted model, not a curated record. The transcript has 6 exons.
AUUCAUUGAAGUUUUCUUGCCUGCGACACUGGUUUGCACAAAAAAAACAGCGAGAGACACCGUUGACUAAAAGAUUUGGCCUCGGAUUAGGUGAAACACACAAACGAUGUUCUCAAAACCCAAAGCAAUUGGGACAGAAGCGGGUUAUAAGGUGUGACGCAAGGUUCCCCGAUAUAGGCGGUAUUUUUACGCGGAUUUCCUUGGAACUCGCGCUAUUCGUUUGAUAAAAGUACACGCGGUGAGGGAAUUAGAAAUAAUUAUUCGUCGACGAUACGACAGUUGCAAUAUCUGCUGAAAAAAAGUAACUUCCGCGCAUAUCAGUUGAAAUUACCGCCGCAGAAUGCACUAUUCCGAAGUCAAAAGUUAUUACGAUUUCAUUUUGCCGUUAGUGUUAGAAUCGGGGAAGACCCUUUCCGAGACGAAGGAGAUCAAAAGGGAGCAAAAAAACGGCACCGACUGGGACUUAAUCUCCGACUAUGACAAGAAAAUUGAAGAUAUCCUUAUUGCUCAGAUCAGAAAAAAAUUUCCUACUCACAGCAUCAUAGCCGAAGAAGAAUCCAGCGCGAAAGACAAGGUAUCGGAUCUUACCAACGAACCUACUUGGUUCAUAGAUCCGAUAGAUGGAACAGAAAAUUUCAUAAAAAAGCUCCGGGUCACGUGCAUUUCCGUCGCCAUGACCAUCAAUAAAGACUUGGUGUUCGGCAUUGCUUACAACCCUUUCAUGGACGAAUUAUUCACCGCUAUCAAGGGUCAAGGGGCCUACCUAAACGGAGAACAAAUACGGGUAUCUGGGGAAAAAGACUUAAAGCAAUCAUUUUUCGACUACGAAAUAUCUAUGGGACGAGUAAACUCCAAACUGUAUGACUUGUACAUGUACAGAUUGAAACACCUCAUGCCAAAAGUAUUGACCAUUAGGGCGUACGGUUCAGCAAUAUUAGGACUUUGCUACGUAGCUUGCGGAAGAUUUGAUGCCUACCAAUGCGAUGGUUUGUACCCGUGGGACGCGGCUGCAGGUACCCUUAUCGUAAGGGAAGCUGGAGGUUACGUCAGGAACUCAUCAGGGAAAGAAUUCGACUUGAUGGAGCCCAACUUUAUCGCUACGUCCACGAAACAACUUUCCGAUCAGUACAUGGAGAUCGAGAGGAUAGCGGACGCGGAAAGAGAACGCGCGGUGCAAAAUGGAAACGAAUUUGUUCCUUGAUUUAGAGCUAGCGGUAGUUCUAUUUAAUUUACCACGUAUAAACCAAGCUCAGUAUCCAUAUUUCAUUAGGAAAUACUUGCAAUUGUGCGGGUAAUUAUCGGUUAAUGUAAAACAUUUAAUUUAAACAAUCAGUUGCGCGUCGAAGAUAAUAAAAAUGAGAACGGCCAUAAAUCCAAAGUUUUUUUCUUGUAUGAUUAAUGUAUCAGUGUAGUACUUUAACACCAACAAAGAAAGUGUAUAUAAAUAUUUUGACAUAUCUUAAUGGAUUUUAUUUUUAUUUCGGGAAUGCAAAAAAAAUUAGUUUCUAUAUCAAAAAUUGCCAAGAAUUGUUUCAUACCUAAAUUAAUUUGUGUCGUUUUAGAGAAUUACGAAAUUUUCAAAAAUGAUAGUAAC